Rhagoletis zephyria (snowberry fruit fly) is the source of this 556-nucleotide messenger RNA. RefSeq names its product serine protease inhibitor A3M-like. Lineage: Eukaryota; Metazoa; Arthropoda; Insecta; Diptera; Tephritidae. The record is from RefSeq and is a predicted model, not a curated record.
UACUUAUAUGUUCAUAUUCCGUACUAGUUUGCAGCUUUUCCCCAUUUAGUUCCAAUCUGUGCAAUAUUUCCCUCAGUGUACAAUUUCAAUUUCUCAAGCUGGAAGGCGAUCGUCGGCGGUCUAAUUCUUUGGCGAAUUAAAAAUAUGCGUCAGUAGAGCAAGGAAAAAUUGUGUGCUAAGCAUUUAGUCGUAACUUAGCGUAUCAACAGUUCAGAGCCUAAGCGAAUCUUCAAUUCGAACACGCACAGCAUGAAACCGCUAUUAUUAUUUGCCUUACUGGCCACGCUGGGUGCUAACCUCCCCUAUACUUAUGCCGCCACUGUAAGUAGCCAAGGUGAUGCAACUGAACGCAAUCUCUUCGCAUCCGAUAUCUAUCAAGCCGUCGCGCUGGAUCAUUUGGCUGAAAAUGUCGUUAUCUCACCUGCAGCCAUACAAACCGCUAUGGCCUUGGCUUUCUACGGUGCCAAAGGCCGCACUGCGACAGAAAUUCAGGCAGGCAUUCGCCUCGGUUCGGCUAAUUCUGAUGAUGUGGUACGUCGUUUUAGCGCCUUCCAAA